AUGCACCCCGAGUAUCCUGCGAUUUCCGAACAAGAAGAUACCGAGAACUUGACUCAACGCGAUCCGUCUCCCCAGCAUGGCCUUCACGACCACCAUCCUCUCGUCUCCCUGUCAUCAGCAGGCAGCGCUGAUGCAGGGACGACAACCGCAACGUCCACCGACCAGCUUGCGCUCGACGCGGCCCUCGCUGCAUCGCUGCAGGAAUCGGACGGCCCUGCUCAACCGAAUCAAGACCGGAGACUGAGCUCGCGCAACACCCCCUCGCCGCCGGCGCGAAACCGAAUCGACGAAUACGAGAAGGCGUCUACACCUCCCGUGAGGAGAAGAGAAGGGCCUGCGUUCGAAGUCAUCAAGAAGCAACGGAAUCCGAAUGAUAAGCGCUCGCCUGUAUUGGAAUUGCCGAAUGGUCGGUUCCUACACAAGUGCACAUAUGGAGGACAACAUGGUCGCUAACAUUCAGCAGAGGUCUUGACACAUGCGUUGGCGCAUCUUGCUCCUUCAGAUCUGGCCUCUGUAUCCCUCGUCUCCAAGCGCCUCCAUGGGCUUGUCACUGGGCCGCAUGCAUGGCGAACCGCAUUCGCUCGUUACUUUCCAGGUCCAAACUCGAUCAAUCCAGCCCACGAAGACCCUGAUGAGGAGACUCAGACUGUCGUCAAGUCGGACAGGCGUGCUUUCGCACGGCUCACGGCACUUGCGUCGUGGAGGAGCGAGUACAUCAUGCGUACUCGCCUUUUGCGGUCUCUUUCCCGUGGUAAGCCGGUCCAGGCUCCACCGACGCCCCAGUCGCCGCGUUCUGGACACGCCAGCAAUCCGGCUCCCAUUGUCAUGUACAACUCACAGCUUUUCACCACCAUCAACCACAUUCAUGCCACGUUCGGGACCGGGUUGAAUAAGCGCCUUCCUCGCUUCAUUCAUGGCGCGGAUGACACAGGUGCAGCCACUAGCAGCGACCCAAAUCUCGCAAAAGUCGACUCCUGGGGACUGUCUGAUCCUCAUUUCUUCCUCCAAUUCGCGGAGAGGUUCCCAGGCGAUGACCAGUACGGACUUGGCCCUGGCGAACUAGUUGGUGUCCCAAAUCCCAUGGACGUCAGCCAACCCUUCGGUAUGGUAAUAGGUGAAGGAUCUCCCGAAGGCAUGACUUACUACCGGUCAACUGAAGAGAUGCGUGGUCGCUUUUUGCCUUUCUCCUCCGUGAUGUCUGUACCUGAGCUUGGUAUCCCCAAGAUCCUGUCCAGUACUGAGGCUAUCACUGCGGUGUGGAUUGCCAAGUCUGCUGCGAUUCCAUCACUCACCGAAGGACUCAUCGGCAUUCUUUCUGGAUCAUCCGCGGGCGUUCUCACAGCGUACAGUCUCGGCUCGAUCAACGGUGGCAACAAUCGCGAUCAGCGCUUCGGCCGCGGUGAGAUGACUGCUCGCUGGGUGCUGAGUCCGGGUGUGCCGAUAAUCGCACUUGCUGUUGACAAUGAGUACAGCCUCAAACGUCAGGCGCAGAACCGUAUAUGGGCCGUCGCCCUCAACGCAUUGGGUGAGGUUUUUUACUUGACAAAGUUUCCAAAGCGCCCACAUGUGGAACGCGGCACUCGUCUUGACGACGAGUCGCUAGAACGGACUGCAUGGCUCACGGGCAGAACUGUCUACUGGAACGCCAUCGAACCUAGCAGGCGUGUUGCGAAACUCGACCCUUACGCAGAUGCAACUGUCGACGGGAGUUACUCUCCUCGCUCUUCCUGGAAUGGCAUGUGCCUCAGCAAAGACCAAAUCCAGGCAGAGACGCGUGAAGUCGAAGCAUUUGCCCAGCGCAAGCCAAAAGACUUCCAGAAGACAUGCUCUGGAUGGGACAUGCGGCGGAAGCUCGAAGUCGACUUUGCGGGGGACGAUGGCAGCAAUGCUGGCGAGAAUCUGGUUGUAUUUGAAUGUGGUCUAGAGGAAGAUGGCAUGUCUGCCGUCAAGCGAUACAGCCGUACUCGCUUCCACGAGAAAGCUGCAGCAGACUCCACUUCCACGCCUCCGUUGACCACUGGCAGCACGGAACCCGCGAGCCCACCAUCCCUUUUCGGCGCUGCAGCUUCUCCCGCGCUAUCGCCAGCAUCUGGUCCAUCGUUCGAGAGACUGGAAGACUCGCUGGCCCAGGAUGACUUGACCGGAUCUAUUACCCCACGCCCGAUGACAGAGGAGUGGCGCACGUCCGUCUAUUCGCUUGGUGGUCUCAAGCAGGUCCAGAUCAUGGCUACUGCCAUUGAUAAGUCGGCAUUUGCCACCUUGACAACCUCGGAAGACCCCUUACUCGGCUUUACUGGGCAGUCAGCCAGUUCCUCGCCAUCGCUCACUCCCUUGCCUGGAAAAAAUUCUAGCAUGAGCCCUAGCGAUGUCCCCGGGCAGAGAGCACGACUUUUCGCGGCUGGCACAAUGCUUGGAUCUGUGCUUCUGUGGGAUAUCCGCGCACCCGUCUCACGCUCAGUUGAGAGCGUGAAUACCGUUGAGCCGGUCCGCAUCAUCCACACCGAUUCUCCACAGAUCUCCUGUCUGGCUUUGUCCUCACUAUACCUUGUCCACGGCGGCAAUGAUGGUCUUGUUCAAGCCUGGGAUCCAUUGGCUUCCGACACUUCGCCCAUCCGAACCCUCAACUCGCGCUUCUCAUCUCGAGCCAGGCGGAGACUUGUCCAAGCUCAGGCUUCCCCGCAGGGCGUUGGCAUCAAUCUGUUCGCUGCCGGUGCAAUAUGUCUGGACCCAGACUCCACCGUCCUGCGUGGGAUGGUAUCUCUCGGCACCCACCUUCGCUACUGGUCUUACAGCUCUUCUGCUGCUGAUCAGUACAAGUCGUCGAAGCGCAAGCUGCGUCGCUCCGAGAGAGGUAGCAACAACGGCGGCGAACGCUUUUCUGGCGCUGUAAGAAGCAACCUCAAAGACUACAUAGCCAACGAGCGCUUUGAGCUGGACCGCGAAAAGGAGCAACGCAAGAAAGAGUCUCAGCGCUUUGCAGGGCGAUUUGGAACAGAGCUACUCGGAGGUAGCGAGGAAGAGAUGAUGGCGUAUGCUGCUAUGCUGAGUCAAGAGACUCUAGAGCAAGAGAACAUGCGCCGUCAGUCAGACGUGAGUGCUGGUACCGGCACUGUGGCCAGCAGCGUGGACCCUACCCCCGCGGACUCUCCAUCGCCUCGACUGCCGACUCCGAAGACCGAUGACGAGCUGGAUGCAGACAUUGCAGAAGCGAUUCGUCAAAGUCUCGCUACUUCACCUGCUACGGGAUACGACAUUCCCAUUCGUCAUGCAAAGCCAAAGCACCGGAAGGGUUCGUCUGCCCGAGCUUCGCCCCGUGUCUCGCCGUUCCUCGCCGGGUCCAGCAAGCCGAACAAUGAGAUGGCUGAUCUCGACUUUGCACUGCAACUGAGCCUGGCUGAGGAGCAGAGCAAGCAGAGUGCAGGAGCAGAUGCUUUCCCCAGUCUGCCAGCGUCGCGCGGCACGAAUGCGAAGGGAAAGGGGAGGGGUGGGUGA
Molecule: messenger RNA, 3492 nt
Organism: Lecanosticta acicola
Lineage: Eukaryota; Fungi; Ascomycota; Dothideomycetes; Mycosphaerellales; Mycosphaerellaceae
Source: the annotation of a GenBank genome assembly